CUGCGCGGCUAAAGCUGUUAGGGCUUGGCGGUGGCCGCGGUGGGGUGGAGGGGGCAGGGAGCGGCGAGGUGAGGCGAGUGCCCGAGCGGGGUUCCCGGGAGCCAUGGCCUGCUCCAUUGUCCAGUUCUGCUACUUCCAGGACCUCCAGGCCGCCCGGGACUUCCUCUUCCCUCACCUGCGGGAGGAGACCCCCAGCGGCACCGUGCGGAGGGACCCCAGUAAAUCCACAAACUGGGAAGAUGAUGGCUGGGGAGCAUGGGAAGAAACAGAACCUCAAGAACCUGAAGAAGAAGGGAAUGCUUACAAAACACCAAAAACUUCCUGGCUUCAAGAUUGUGUUUUGUCCUUAUCUCCAACCAACGAUCUUAUGGUUAUAGCUCGGGAGCAAAAGGCUGUAUUUCUAGUGCCCAAGUGGAAAUACAGUGACAAAGGAAAGGAAGAAAUGCAAUUUGCAGUUGGUUGGAGUGGUUCUUUAAAUGUUGAAGAAGGGGAAUGUGUAACUAGUGCUCUGUGUAUCCCACUAGCAAGUCAAAAGAGGAGUUCCACUGGACGUCCUGACUGGACCUGCAUCGUGGUGGGUUUUACUUCAGGUUACGUACGUUUCUAUACUGAGAAUGGUGUACUCUUGCUUGCACAGCUUUUGAAUGAGGACCCAGUGCUACAGCUUAAAUGCAGGACCUAUGAAAUCCCCCGACAUCCUGGCGUGACUGAGCAGAAUGAAGAGUUGAGUAUCUUAUAUCCAGCUGCCAUUGUGACUAUUGAUGGGUUUAGCCUUUUCCAGUCUCUUCGUGCUUGUAGAAAUCAGGUAGCAAAAGCUACAGCAUCAGGCAAUGAACACAUACAGCCACCACCCUUAGCUUAUAAGAAAUGGGGUCUACAAGAUAUUGACACCAUUAUUGAUCAUGCAAGUAUUGGUAUUAUGACUCUGUCCCCCUUUGAUCAAAUGAAGACUGCCUCCAAUAUUGGUGGAUUUAAUGCAGCAAUUAAAAACAGUCCACCUGCCAUGUCUCAGUACAUCACUGUAGGGUCCAAUCCAUUUACUGGCUUCUUCUAUGCUUUAGAGGGAAGCACACAACCAUUAUUAUCUCAUGUUGCACUAGCAGUUGCAAGUAAACUCACUUCUGCUUUAUUUAAUGCUGCCAGUGGUUGGCUUGGUUGGAAAAGUAAGCAUGAAGAAGAAACUGUCCAGAAGCAAAAGCCGAAGGUUGAACCAGCUACUCCAUUAGCUGUAAGAUUUGGACUUCCAGAUUCUAGACGGCAUGGUGAAAGCAUAUGUCUGUCUCCAUGUAACACACUGGCAGCAGUAACCGAUGAUUUUGGGAGAGUUAUUUUAUUGGAUGUAUCUAGAGGGAUUGCAAUACGCAUGUGGAAAGGCUACCGUGAUGCACAAAUUGGAUGGAUUCAAAUUGUAGAAGACCUCCACGAAAGGGUACCAGAAAAGGUGGACUUUUCCCCCUUUGGAAAUACUCAGGGUCCAAGUCGAGUAGCUCAGUUCCUUGUGAUUUAUGCCCCAAGAAGGGGAAUUCUAGAGGUGUGGAGCACACAGCAGGGACCUAGAGUAGGAGCUUUCAACGUGGGAAAGCACUGCAGGUUACUGUAUCCUGGCUAUAAAAUAAUGGGCUUGAAUAAUGUUAUCAGUCAGAGUUGGCAGCCACAGACUUACCAGAUCUGUCUUGUGGACCCCGUGUCUGGAAGUGUGAAAACGGUGAAUGUCCCUUUCCAUUUGGCACUGAGUGAUAAGAAGAGUGAACGAGCCAAGGAUAUGCAUUUAGUGAAGAAACUGUCAGCCUUAUUGAAAACGAAAUCUCCCAAUCUUGAUUCAGUUGAAACAGAAAUAAGGGAACUAAUUCUUGAUAUUAAGUACCCUGCAACCAAAAAACAAGCUUUGGAAAGCAUUUUGGCAAGUGAACGCUUACCAUUUUCCUGCCUUAGAAACAUCACCCAGACUUUAAUGGAUACUUUGAAAAAUCAAGAGCUUGAGUCUGUUGAUGAAGGAUUGCUACAGUUUUGUGCUAAUAAGCUGAAAUUGCUGCAUCUUUAUGAAUCUGUCAGUCAAUUAAAUUCCCUUGAUUUUCAUUCGGACACACCAUUCUCUGAUAAUGACUUGGCUUUGUUACUAAGGCUUGAUGAAAAAGAGCUGCUUAAGCUCCAGACAUUAUUAGAGAAAUAUAAGCAAGAGAGCAUCAGGACUACUGUGAGAUUUUCUGAUGAUAAGGAUGGUGUGUUGCCUGUAAAAACAUUCCUGGAACAUUUAGAAUAUGAGAAAGAUGUGCUCAAUGUAAAAAAGAUAAGUGAAGAGGAAUAUGUGGCUUUAGGCAGUUUCUUUUUUUGGAAGUGUUUACAUGGAGAAAGCUCCACUGAGGAUAUGUGUCACGCUUUGGAGUCAGCUGGACUUAGCCCUCAGCUCUUACUGUCUCUACUCCUGAGUGUUUGGCUUUCUAAGGAAAAAGAUAUCUUGGAUAAACCGCAGUCUGUCUGCUGUCUUCAUACAAUGCUGUCCCUCCUGAGUAAGAUGAAAGUGGCCAUUGACGAGACGUGGGAUUCCCAGUCUGUUUCUCCUUGGUGGCAGCAGAUGCGCGUGGCCUGUAUUCAGUCUGAGAACAAUGGAGCUGCUCUGCUAUCUGCACAUGUUGGGCAUUCUGUUGCUGCACAGAUAUCAAACAGUAUGGCAGAGAAAAAAUUUUCCCAAACAGCUUUGGGUACUGAUUGGGAGGCCCUCACUGACUCCUGGGAGGCCCUUUCCCUUGACACUGAGUACUGGAAGCUGCUGCUGAAACAGCUGGAGGACUGUCUCAUCCUCCAGACUUUGCUCCAUAGCAGAAGAAGUCCUCCAGCCUCCAAAGUGUCAGCACUGCAGGCUGAGCCUCUUCCAAGGCUUUCUGUUAAGAAACUACUAGAAGGAGGAAAAGGUGGCAUUGCAGACAGUGUGGCCAAAUGGAUAUUUAAACAGGACUUGAGCCCUGACGUAUUAAAACUGCCUAAUAAGGAAAAAGAUUUAGAAAAUCCAGAUGAACCCAAAGAAGGUAUUAACAGAGGUUUCCUUGAGGUGUCAGAGGUGGAGAUGGACUUGGGAGCCAUACCAGACCUGCUGCACUUAGCCUAUGAGCAGUUUCCCUGUAGCCUUGAGCUCGACGUGCUGCACGCACAUUGCUGUUGGGAGUAUGUUGUUCAGUGGAAUAAAGAUCCAGAGGAAGCACGUUUUCUUGUUAGGUCAAUAGAACACUUGAAGCAUAUUCUUAAUGCACCUGUACAGAAUGGUAUUGCACUGAUGAUGUGGAACACAUUCUUGGUUAAAAGGUUUGCUGCUGCUGCAUACUUGAUGGAUAAGGUUGGAAAAUCCCCAAAAGAUAGGCUAUGCCGAAGGGACGUGGGCAUGAGCGACGCAGCAGUGACAUCUUUCCUUGGCUCCUGUUUGGAUCUUCUUCAGACCUUAAUGGAGGCAGAUGUUAGCAGGGAUGAAAUGCAAGUGCCUGUCCUGGACACAGAGGAUGCCUGGCUUUCUGUGGAAGGACCCAUCUCGAUAGUGGAACUGGCCCUUGAGCAGAAGCACAUCCACUACCCGCUGGUGGAGCACCACUCCAUCCUGUGCUCCAUCCUGUAUGCAGUCAUGAGAUUUGCUCUGAAGACUGUGAAGCCACUUUCACUUUUUGACAGUAAGGGAAAAAAUGCAUUUUUUAAAGACCUAACUUCAAUUCAGUUAUUACCUAGUGGGGAAAUGGACCCAAAUUUUAUAUCUGUACGGCAACAGUUCUUAUUGAAAGUUGUUAGUGCAGCUGUCCAGGCCCAACAUUCAAUUGCAAAGGACAGAGAUCACUCGGAAGAGGCAAUAAGCACUUCUUUUGAGAAGGACCAAGAUUGGCCAGUUCUGGCUGUGGAUUUAGCUCAUCACCUUCAAGUUAAUGAAGAUAUUGUUAGAAGACAUUAUGUGGUAGAACUCUACAACUAUGGAGUUGACCACUUAGGAGAAGAGGCCAUACUACAAGUCCAUGACAAAGAGGUCCUUGCCUCUCAGCUGCUGGUGUUGACUGGGCAAAGACUGGCUUAUGCACUCCUCCAUACCCAGACAAAAGAGGGAAUGGAAUUGCUUGCCAGACUUCCACCCACACUCUGUACUUGGCUUAAAACAAUGGACUCCCAGGAUCUUCAAAACACUGAAGUGCCAAUCACAACAACAGCUAAACUAGUAAAUAAAGUAAUAGAGCUUUUACCAGAAAAACAUGGGCAGUAUAGUCUAGCCUUACACCUCAUUGAAGCUGUGGAAGCCAUAUCUAUUCCUUCUUUAUGACAUUUAGCUAUUAAAAACAGUAACACAGUUGUGUGACUAUAAUAUGAAUUAGUGCAUGGCUAUUUUACAUAGUGAGAGCUGGAAUUUUAAGGUAUGUGUUUUUCUUUUGUAAACUAAAUGAAAAUAUGUUUAACUUUUAAAAAGUGCCAUCCUGGCUAAAUUCCACCCCUUUGGUUAAUAUUGAAGAUGAACUAUAAAGAUGUAUCAACUAUGCUAUAGUUACUGAUACAGAGGUUUUACUGUUUAUUUUUAAUUCAAACACUUAAGUAGUUUUAUUGUUAAAUUUUGGUAUUUAAAAUUGGUUAUAAUUUACAGAUUAUGUUCCUAUUAUGAAAGUCUAUAUUUCAUAUAUAAAAUAUUGUUAUUAAAUUUAAAUGUGUUUAUGUACAGGCUGUAUUCGUAAAGUUAGAGAGACAUCCCCCUCUCCUUUAAUAAAUGUUGAGAACAUGCUUCUGUUACCGUGCUUAAUCCUAUACUGGGCUGCCACAUGGGAGUUCUGGAUGCUGACAGGUUCCUUGCCCAAGGUUCUCUGCUCAUCAGAAGACAACAACCUUGCUUGAGGAGGAAAAAUGGGUUCAAGAUCAUCGUAUUCAUCAGAAGGGACACUAAAUAGGACCCCUUAAUCUGUUGAACUUGCCAAAAUUGAGAAUCUGAGAUGUAAACAACACAGCAAAAUUAUAAUGUAAGUUAAAAUGUACUUUUUUGCCAAGUUGCAAAGUUUUAGACCUAUCAGGUAACUGUAAGAAUGUAUUAUCUUGUAAAACUUAUGUUAAAAGAGAGUCUAAAAAACUUUUUUCCCUACAGGUGUUUAGAAAUGUCUGCUUCUGGAAUUUGGAGAUGUUAUCUGACCUUGAGAACAGUACAGAAAAAAUGCUUAGUGUUAUUAUAGCAUUAGCAAACCUACCUCACAGAUGAGAGGAUAAAAUACAACAAAUUUUGUACCCUAUAGUGCCUACAACAGUCCAAGUGCUAAAACACUUACCGAUUAAAACAAAACUAACCAAAAUUCUGUAAAAAGUGCUUUGAGCUCCACAAAAACCAAGUGUUUAUUAUUGUAUACCCUUGGAAUGUAGCCAUACAGUGCAAUUAUUGUCAUUUGUCAGGGAUCACAAUUGUUAUUCAUAGUAACUCAUUGUGAUACAGAAGCUUGUUUCUUCACUUUGUCCUGAGAAGCUAACUGCGCAGAGCAAUUGCGCAGAAUUGAGGAGUAUGUCUUUCAGGGAUUAUAAAGAGAUGUAGAAAUUUGAGAAAGACAAUGUGAAUCCUUUAACUAAAAAGAUCACAUUUAAAGUAAUAUUUUUACUGGCAAAAGCUCAAUAAUUGCUAUUUGCGUGACUAUCAAAAUUUUAAGUCUUGAAAGGUAAAUUUUUAAGAUGACUUGAAUAUUUAGGGUGGGGGGCCUGCGAGGCUCAUCAAGGCACAUAUUGUGUAUAGUAACAGCAUUGGAAAGGGCCUUAAGCUAAUCCAACCUCCCAGCUUCUGCUUGGAUCUUCAGUACCCCAGACACAUUCUAUAAUUCUUGCAGACAUAUUUAGCUUUACAGUCUAGUUAUCUGUGUCCUAAGGAGAUUCGUUCUUUCUGUGAUUAUUCUAAAUACUCUGAAAGUAGUAUGAAUUUUUAGGAAAUUGGUCAAGAAACUUGGAGUUACAGAUAUUCUUAAUGGAUUUGAGGAUUUAAUCUUUAUCACUUUAUCACCCUUCCAAUAAGGGUUACUUAUUAAGCAUUUUAGAUAAUAAAACUGGUUAAACUUACUCUGUUGGGACACAAAGUCUCCAAAGUUAGUGUUAAAUCUUAAGAUAACAAACCUUAUAGAAUGUUUAAAUUGAAUUCUGUGUUACAUGGUUAAGAAAAGCAGAUAUUUUAAUACUUCUUAAAGGGCUAUUAAAAUAAACUGGAUAGAAAGAAAGAAAAAUUAAUACAUAUAUGUGCAUUCUGUAACAAUGAAGAUCUACCAAUCAAGGAAUUAGAUGUUACAUGGAAUAAAUGUGUGGCACUUACUGUAGUUACUGAUGGGAAGACAAAUACCAGUAAUGUUUUCCUAGUAUUUAUACUCCCACCCCCUGCACCCUCUCCAUUAAGUCUAAUGCACUUUUUUUACUUUGUUAAAUAUACCGAAUGUUGAAGAAAAAUGUUCAAAUAAUCAUAACUUCAACAUUACAGGUUGUGUUUAGACAGAGCUAAUGGGGCCAGGUCAAUGAAGACAAAGAGCAUAUGGCACUAAGCUUCUAAACAUUUCAUACUUCUACAAAAAAAGUUUCACCUUUGUUACAAAAAUUCAUCUAAGAUCAAAGUAAACAUUCUUAUAUUUAAUAAGUUGUAAUUUAAAGUCACAGAAAACCAAGAUUUAAUAAAACUAAGCUUAGGUUGAAUGUAACAUUCACUUAGAAGUGGCUGUAAUCCAUUUCAUUUAUAAGAGACAAGUAUUUUUACAGUAUACUGUAGCUACAAUGGAAGUCCUCUCUACUCCUGACAGGAAUGAAUUUGCUGGGCUUCUAAAAUUUAAUUUCUGCUGAGUAGAAUUAGUUAUCCUUAGAUUUUAAUCCAAUACUGAACUGUUUAUAAAAUGCUCUAUUAUCUAUUGUAACGUACUGUAAGUAGUGAAAUCUUGUAUAUACUGCUAUUUUCUGGAUCUGUUUAUCAUUGUGAACUUAUGUAUAUUAGUGAAAUAAAUUUUAAGAUUUCAUGUUUAACAUUCAUAAAUGUAAAUAUUAAGAGACCUCUUAAAUAACAAAUUUGGUGAUGUUUUUCUUUCUAAUAUAACCCCCACAACUAGCUGUUGGGAAAAGGCUGUUUUCCCCAGUGGGAAGAAUGAGAUGACUUUCUUCAGC
This is a messenger RNA of Lepus europaeus (European hare), 7113 nucleotides long. RefSeq names its product RAB3 GTPase activating non-catalytic protein subunit 2 (gene RAB3GAP2). Gene Ontology annotation, biological process: regulation of GTPase activity. The record is from RefSeq and is a predicted model, not a curated record. Bases 104 to 4285 code for a protein of 1393 amino acids. Lineage: Eukaryota; Metazoa; Chordata; Mammalia; Lagomorpha; Leporidae. The transcript has 35 exons.